Molecule: messenger RNA, 642 nt
Organism: Uranotaenia lowii
Lineage: Eukaryota; Metazoa; Arthropoda; Insecta; Diptera; Culicidae
Gene: SmD3
Product: small nuclear ribonucleoprotein Sm D3
Exons: 1
Coding region: 139-594 (151 amino acids)
Biological process (GO): RNA processing; spliceosomal snRNP assembly
Cellular component (GO): U2 snRNP; U4 snRNP; pICln-Sm protein complex
Molecular function (GO): RNA binding
Source: RefSeq, a predicted model, not a curated record
UUUUUUGUUUGAGGCAUCGGCCGAGAAAGUUGACAGCCAUUACACAAAAGACGCGAAAAUCUGCGAGACCGGCGUGCUCCAAGAUAAUUGCUGUUUUUAAUCGUUUAAUAUCGCGUAUCUCAACAAUCUCCGGCUAAAAUGUCUAUCGGUGUUCCGAUCAAAGUUCUGCACGAGGCAGAAGGGCACAUUGUGACGUGCGAAACCAUCACCGGGGAGGUUUAUCGCGGUAAGCUAAUCGAAGCUGAGGACAACAUGAACUGCCAGAUGUCGCAGUUGACCGUCACCUUCCGGGAUGGUAGGACAGCAAACCUGGAAAACGUUUACAUUCGUGGGUCGAAGAUUCGCUUCCUGAUUCUUCCGGAUAUGUUGAAGAAUGCUCCGAUGUUCAAGAAACAAGGUACCAAAACAGGUACUGCUGGUCGGGGUAAAUCUGCUAUAUUGAGGGCCCAGGCUGCCCGGGGCCGUGGACGAGGGGGUGGUGGCGGCGGAGGAGGCGGGGGCGGUCCCGGUAAUUCUGGAAAUCGCCAAGGGCCUGGGAAGGGCAACUGGCAGGGACAAGGACCUUCUGGAGGCCGAGGCAGAGGAGGACUGUAACGCGAGCGUAGUUUAUAAACAUGCAUUAAGAACUUUAAUUAAACAUAC